CACAUGCCACAUAUGGGUGGGUACUCGAACCACCUGAGUCAAAAUGGCAAAAAUACUUCACCAUUACAAGAGUAGGGAGACCACGUGCUCAGAUGACCCCUCUUGACCACCUCAUGAUGGUGGUGUCUUGGUACCCCCACCUGGCAACCACAUGGGGGGCGAUGUUGACCACGCCCCUUGGCCAUACCAUGGGGGCGUAUGUUGGUGACCCCCUGACCCCUGAUCAUCUCGUGGAGGUUCUCCUUGCCAUCCUUGGUGAUCAUAUCAUGGGAAUUGCAUGCUCAUAGCGGGGUGUGUUGAUGGCCACCCCCUGAUCAUCUCAUGGGGGUUCUCCUUGCCAUUCUUGGUGAUCACCCUCGUGUCAUAUCAUGGUGCCUCCUUGCCUCACCAUACUUAGUCGUAUUUCACACCUCAUGGGGGUGGUGAUCCCACGCUACUCCAUGAACACUCCAUGGGGGGUGGUAUGAUGGUGGCCACCCCCCUUGGUACCUUCUGGGGGUGGAGAUAUGAUAGCCACCCCCCUUGCCACGUCCUGGGGGUUGACUCCCAUACUCCUCGCCUUAGCCGAAUUCGGCCAUCACCCCCUCACCAUGUCAUGGGGGUGGCUGAAUGAUGCCCACCCCCCUUGCCACGUCCUGGGGGGUGGUAUGAUGGUGGCCACCCCCCUUGGUACCUCCUUGGGGUGGCGAUAUGAUGCCCACCCCCUUGCCACGUCCUGGGGGUGGUAUGAUGGUGGCCACCCUCCUCGGUACCUCCUUGGGGUGACGAUAUGAUGCCCACCCCCUUGGUACCUCCUGGGGGUGGAGAUAUGAUGGCCACCCCCUCUGCAUGUCAUGGGGAUGGCUCCCAUACUUAGCCAAAUUUGGGGAUGCAUGGCAUGCGUGGUGGCACGGAGUAAUGUGCCCAAAAACUAAAUCCUCAUGGCCCACUCAACUGAUUUAAACUGAUAUGAUUAAGUUGGCCUUAUAAAGCCAUUUAAUUCCUUGUUUUUAACCAAUGUGGUACAAGGUUAAUUUUUAUGGGUAAACAAAUGCCCCCGAACUACCUAGAGCAUAAGAAUUAUGGACUAAGUAGUUUCACACCAACUAGGCCAUCAAACUCAAAUAGUUGGCCUUACAAUUUAAAUGACCAAAAUAAUCCCAAUCUCUUCUCCUUUGCUGCCGUGCGGGAGGAAGGAAGGGAGUCAAACAUAAUUAUUCCAUAGUCCUUCCAUCUCGACACAACCGUGCCCCCCAUGCCACUGUGACCACCAACAGUUAUGGUCACUCUUAAAUCACACGACGUGGUAUCUUUUGAAGUUAUUGGGCUAGAACAACAUCAUGCCCCCUAGUUAAUCCAAACUACUACUAAUCAUACUCCAUGCCAUUCACCAUCACCUCCAUGUCUUGUCAUGGGGUAUAUAGUUCACACCUUACAAAAUUUUAAAGUUUGGCAUGGUUAGGCCACCUUAAUGGCCUGACAAUACGAGUAAUGAUCGAGGCUUACCAGUCGUGGCAAGAUUCUCAUAUGGGUGAUCUAGUGUGGCAACAUCUCAUGAAAAAGGCUGUGAUUCCAUUUGAUGGUCCUUGAGUCAACUCAGUCAAACAAGGUUUACUUUACCAUAAGGCACUUUUUAUGUAGGAUUUGCGAGGAAGAUGAGAUUGCAACUGUUGAAGUUGUUCCAUGAUACUCCAGUGGGAGGACAUUCUGGUAUUCAAGUAACUUACCAAGGUUGAAGAGAUACUUUUGGUGGCCAAGUAUGACGUAAUAGUCGACAUUGUUUGUAGAUGAGUGUCAUGUUUAACAAUGGCACAAAACUAAGAAUUUGCCUUAUCCCGGUUUACUCUAACCACUUCCCAUUUUAGUCAAGGCUUGGAAACACAUUUCAAUGAAUUUUUAUCAACGCCUUGUCUAAAUCAUUAGGUAAAAAUGUAGUUUUUAUUAUCAUUGAUAGAUUUUCGAAGUACGAUCAUUUCUUCAGCCAUUGCAAACCCUUUGCUGCUACUAAAAUGGCUCAAAUAUAUUUUGAUGGAGUUUUCAAGUUGCAUGGCAUGCCUCAAACUAUUGUCUCCAGGAUGCUAUGUCCACCCAUGUGUUUUGGACUAAACUCUUUGAGCUCCAAGGUGUUGACCUAACUUAUUCUACAACUUAUCACCCACAAACAGAUGACAAAAUUGAAAGACUGAAUAGGCGUCUGGAUCUGUUGACAUGGCCUUUUGUGUUUUUUCAGGGCCUUUUAGGCUGCUUUGUUGUUUUUCUUUGUUCCCCUUGUGACGAGCUUGUGUGUCAAACUUUGGAUCUUUUUCUUAAUCUUUUGCUUUUCUAUUUAAUAUAUUUCACGAGUAUAAAAAAAGGUGUCCGGAAGACUACCUGAUAAGUCAGGAAGAGUAGAUAGGUGUAUAGAAGACUACUUGAGAAGUUUGGUGCACCAUUCACCUUGGCAGGGGACUUCUUGGUUAUCCUUGACUGAAUGGUGGUAUUACACUAACCAUUAUAGCAUCUUUUUUUUUUUACAAUACCAUUAUAGCAUCUUACACACUACCUUAUUUGAAUCUCUAUAUGGCUAUCCUCCUCAAUUUUCUAUUCAAAAUCUAUUAUUAACCUCAAUGGAUUUGGUUUGGAUAGAAGAGUAUGCCGUGGAUGAUGGUAGCACUACAAGGAAAUGGACCUAGCCCAGGUGUUUCCUUUCAGAGGUUUUCUUAACCACUGCCGGGCUUUAAUUAUCUGUAACUAUGGCAGCGUAUUCACCGGCGGUUAUUACACCCGGUGAGAAGCCCAAUUCCAAUUUGCUGAAAGGUAAAGUGUUUCCCUGAUUCUUCUAUCUUCCCCAAAUUGAAUUUCUUUUUUCCCCUACUCCAGCAAAUCGACUCGAACCCUAACACUACCGCAGACGAUAGCCCCAAUCUCUGACAAAAUCCAUGGUCGUUGCCCCUCUUCAUCUGACCUUCGCGACUUGAAAUUAGACCUCUGAUAGCUUACAACCUCGAAAACAUCUCCAGCCAACUCUCUUUCUUCCGCCUUGAGCUCUAACCUUGUGGAAUCCUGGUUCGGCAUCCAUUUUGCGUCUCCCUAGUUCUGCAUGUAUCUAUUCUCAUCCGAUGGUAAGAACUCGUCUAUUUGAUUUCUUGCUUUCUUUCUCUUUAUUUGAUUUAGGUUUUCGGUGACUCUCUUUCUCUCUCUUGGUUGCGCCGUCAUCUUUUAGCAUAGGCAGAGUCGGCAAGCAAUUGAAAGUUUCAGUUUUGCAGAGGAUGGAGAUGAAUUUCAUGCUUGGGUUAUGCGUUGAGGAGAAGCGGGAUGUGUAGCACUCAAUUAAAGUCGGUGCUUGUAAGAGGUAAUUAGGGUUUGCUAUUUAUUGAAUUCUAGUGACCCUAGAAUGAUUCUAAUGAAUGGGAGUAGUUGGAACUUGGAACUAAUUGUGGAAAUUGUAAGGAUCGACUUCUGUAUUUUAAUUCAGAGUUAAGCUUAUGUUCUAUAGAUGGGGCUUGCAUGAUUUUCCUUUCCUUUUCCCUCUUUUUCCUGUCAUUUUCUUUAACUUGAUUGAUAUAACGGGACAUAAUCACAUAGUUGUAGUUAUAGGUGUUCCUUUGGUAUUGUGACUUUUGUUUUCUUUGAGUUUUUUUUUCUCAUGACCUUCUAGUUUAGUUAGAGAAGUUCUCCUCAAUUCAGUUUAUGUGUAUUGCUUCUUAACUUAUCUGGUUUAAGUUAGAGAAGUGCCUGUUGGAUUUGUUAUGGUUUCUACUUGCAUGGUUGUACUCUGCAAAUGUUGGAUUGAUUUAAUUAACUCUUCUUGUGAUGUCUUGUAAUUGGCCUUUUUCAGAAGAAUUAUGUUGAUAACAUUCUUUCCCCUGCAAAUUUCUCUGUCUUUUCAGGUGUAGUAGUAUUUCCUUUAUCCAAAUCUCCAAGUUGAAGCUAUUGCUGCCGAUGUGUACCGAUGAUAUAGCUCAACUCAAGCCAUGCUGUGCAUUUUUGGCUUUGCAACUACAAGUUAUAUGAAUGAUUUAAGCAUGAAAAUGUAGGUUUAAAAAAUCCAUGAAGGUAAGGUCUCUCCGGCUAACAACUAGCCCCUGAAUGUGCAAUGAUCAUCUUCUCCCAUGUUAACUAUAAAAUAGUGUUUGUUACAUGGCUUGUAUCGUGGUCAUCAUGAUAGUUCAAUAGAAAACUGCCUUUUUAUCCUCAUUGGUAUGUUGAUGUAUGCAUGAUAAUAAUCUGCUACAUAUCUUAGUCUUAGUGAACUUAGAUAUAAUGCUAGAGGGAAAUUCAAGUGGUUAGUUAAACAUACAUAUGAAUGCCCAGGUUAUUUAAUUAAUUAGCUAUUUUUCUAUCAGUAAGGUUUUGUAUUUGGGUCCUGUAGUGAAGUCUUAAUGUAGCAUGAAGUUGAACAAAGUCUCUUUUGGUAUUUGGGUCGUCUGUUUUCUUCUUGUUUUUUAUUGGUUGCAUUUCUUCAAAAUUGUUGUUUACUUGGGGCUAAUUCAUCUUGUCAUUGCUUGGUGUAGAUACCUGCAGCUCUAAAGAAAGUUCUACACGUGUGAUUUCAUCUUGUUUUGCGUGAAGUAUAGCUAUCCAAAAUCCCAUUUGACAGAGGCACAUCAAGUGCAAAGUCUAGCGGAUAUCUGUCUAACACUUAGUGACUAGCUUCCACAGGAGUGCAAAACUGACCAAAAAUUUGUGAUCAAACCCAAAAACUGCUCCGCGCUUUCAUCUUCUUCAACACCUUUUCGAAUGUCUACAUUGUCAGAUUAGUUAGUACUAAUUGAUCCCUUUUUCUCCUUUGAACAUGAUAGUAUAAGAACUUUUAGGGCUUACAACUUUCAAGUGGUAAGGGAGCCUCAAUAUGAUAUCAUGAUAUUGAAGGAAAUUCAUCACCUUUAGCUUAUUGAUGAUGUCGUGGUCUCCUUCAUUUAUUUCUUAAUUAUUCUUUUUAUUCUAUAGUGAUGGAUAGUAGGUGAGUUCCUAACAGCGACUAUAUCUUCUUUGUUUCCGAUUGACAGUCAGAAGGCAGGCUGCAUAUAAGGUUAAGAUUGUUUGCUUAUAGGUAAUAGCAAAACUUUCUUUACAACCUGGAACAGUACCCUGCUUAAACUGAAGGAUGUUAAUGGAUACAUCUUUUAUUAACACUAGACAUUCUGUUCAGGUCGUUGUUGGUAGCAUGGAGAACCCUAUACCAUUAAGCAAGAAAAGAAGACAAUUUGGUCAGGUGGCUUUGACUUGGUACAAUCUCUUAUUUUCAGAAUGUUUCCACCCAAUGAGAAGGUUAGUAGUCCCAAAAUAAGGGAAAACAGUGAAAAUUUUGAACAAAUAGCUACUGUUAAACUGUGUGGGCACAUUUUGGGCACAAUUUGACAUUUUCUAAACCUCAGCCUCAAGUGCAUAUCUUUUUCCACUACUUCCCAUUGUUAAUAAUUGAUGAAACUAAGUAAAUAUUCCUUCCCAUUUCCUCUUUCUGAGUGAAGACUCCCAAAUGGUCAAUUUUAGUAUUAUGCUUUUUUUGACUUUGGAUUGUGGGUACUGAAUAUGGUUGGUGUGAAUAUUUGGUUUGGUAGUUACAAAUGGUAUGAAUGUCUAUAAUUUAUGGACUAGGCAGGCCUGUGAACGCAGAUUUGAAGAAGUUUGUGAAGGCAAAGAGCUUAGUGGGUGCAGAAGUAUAAAGAAGGUUAGCAAAAGAUACGAGAUGUGCAUUGCUCAUAUGGGAGGUUCAGUCUUUUUCUUUUCCUAAUCCAUUAUUUUAUCAUUAUAGGAAAACUGAUGCAGAAGGGAGACUUCCUCAAGAAUCACUAGAAGAUAUCGGUUUGAAGCAUGGUGGGGAUUUUAAUAAGUAAAAUGCAACAAAGGUAAAAUCAUGGUGCGUUUAUUCCCUUGUUUGAAUUCCAGCAUCAUCUUUAGACGAAAGGAUGAGGCAAGUCAGUUCAUCAAUGGAGGCAUCUAAUAUCUCUUCUUCAGGUUCAUUCAAACGUACAUCGCACUGGUUUCUUUGCUUAUUUUUUUUACUGCCCUUUUCAACCUUCCACUAAUCACCAAAUACCAAAAAUAGAAAGGUCAAUAACAGAAUGCAUACAAAGGUCAAAGAAUGAACAUAACGUGUUAAAGUUACAAGGAAAAUGCAUAGAAGUAUGCAAACUAGACAUUAAGCAGGUAUGACUCACCUCAUCAGCAUUCUUUUCAGACAAGUUCAAUUGAUGAUAUGGGAAAUCCCUUCCAGAACUAGCACCCUCAACCAGCUUGUCAUCUCGACUGAUCUUAUCCCACACUAGCAUUGGAACCCACUUCAAAGUACCAGAGCUAGAACUUACUGGUGGAUCACUCAGAAUAGAAACUUUACUAAAAGCAGAACUACCAAAUUGAUCCCCCACUGCCUUCUUUCUAUCCCUGAUCUUCUUAUCCGUCCAUACCUGACAUGUUGGAACCACAAUGCUAACGGAACGAUGAUCUCGCCCCACAGUGGUCCUAUCAAGGUAACACACCAACAAGAAGUGCAGAUCACCAUCAACCGAAGGCUUAACCUUCUGUAGACUAUCAACCGAAGACUUAAAUUUCUGUAGACUUAAAUUUCUGUAGAUAUCACACACAUGAUCGCAAACAUGCUGACACCAGUUGAAUUGAUUGAAGUAUUGGAUCAUGUGUGGCUCUAGAAAUUUCAAGUCCUCUGCUGUCACAACCCUUGAUUGCACAGAACCAAAAAGUUUGCAAAAAAUCAGCAAGAUGUAGAGCUUCACCCACCGCUCAUCAUCAACCUCCUUUUCCAGACAUAAUAGUAAAUCAUCAUCCACAAUAUUUCCCUUCGUGCUACAAGUCGAAACAAAUUUACGUCCCAAUG
Messenger RNA from Linum trigynum, 6790 nucleotides. The record is from the annotation of a GenBank genome assembly. Lineage: Eukaryota; Viridiplantae; Streptophyta; Magnoliopsida; Malpighiales; Linaceae.